GAGGGGGAAAGAGAGAGGCGGGAGGCUGAGCCUCAGUCGGCGGUGUGUGUAGCGCUACUGGUAGCCGUCCUAGUGCCCGGGCUCAGCCGCUGCUUUAUACUCCCGUAAAGUGGGGGGGUUUAAGCCGCCGUCUCUCCCCUGAGACUUUUUUUGGCGACGAGUCGCACGAAGGACGGAAUCUCUUCCUUUCAGAUGCUCCGAAAGUUUGUUGUGGAGAAGCAGCCCAUCCAGACAGGGAGCCCCGCGCUCCGCGAGUACUUCUGUUAAGGAUUCCACAAAAACAGAUGUGGGAAAAUGGUGACCACGGAGAAAGGAGUUGUGGAAGAAUGGUUAUCCGAGUACAAGAUGCUGCCGGAGGCAUCCCUUGCUAGUUAUGCAUCAAAUUUGAAAGAGAAGAGUACUCUGGUAUCUGCCAUCUAUGAAGUCAUCCAGGAACCUCAAAGCGAGUUGCUGGAACCCGUCUGUCACCAGCUCUUUGAGUUUUAUCGGAGCAGAGAGAAACUCCUGAGAACGUUCACGCUUCAGUUCCUCCCAGAGCUCAUCUGGUGCUACCUCUCCGUGUCCUCCAGCAGACACCUUCAGAGCAGCGGAUGCAUCGAAGCGCUUCUUCUCAGCAUCUACAACUUGGAGAUAAUGGAUGAGGAAGGACGAAGCAAAAUCUUAUCUUUUACAAUUCCAUCGUUGUCCAAGCCUUCUGUGUACCAUGAGCCUUCCAGUAUUGGAUCUAUGGCACUCACGGAAGGAGCCCUUUCGCAGCAUGGCUUGAGCAGGGUGGUGUACAGCGGUCCGCACCCCCAGAGGGAGAUGCUGACGGCUCAGAACAGGUUUGAAGUGUUGACGUUCCUCCUGCUUUGUUAUAAUGCUGCCUUGAACUACAUGCCUGCCGUCUCUCUUCGGUCACUGUGUCAGAUGUGCUCACGGCUCUGUGUCUGUGGAUAUCCUCGUCAACAUGUACGGAAAUACAGUGGUGUCAAUAGCCGAAUCCCGAUGUCCCCGGAAUUCAUGGUGCAACUUUUAACCGGCAUUUAUUACUCUUUUUAUAACGGAGAAUGGGACGCAGCUCGUAAAGCGCUGGAUGAUGUUCUUUAUAGAGCGCAGCUCGAGCUUUUCCCGGAGCCGCUCCUGGUAGCCAAUGCAAUAAAAGCCUCGUUGCCUCAAGGGGUGGUUAAGGGAAACAAAGAUGGCACUAAAUGUAUACAAGUGGAGAUCACCCCGUCAUCGUCUAGGAUAUCGAGAAAUGCUGUCACCAGCCUGUCUAUCAGAGGGCAUCGAUGGAAGAGACAUGACUCUGCAGAUUUAACACUACAGGAGGAACUGACGGAAAUCUCUGAGGUGGAUGAAGGCUUUUGCUCCAGGGCUGCGUCUAGCUCCAGUCAGUCGGCCACGUCUCACACCAGCAGCAACAGCGGUUUUAGUAGGCUGCCAUUGGGGAAAGCCCAGAGGAGAUCAGCGGGAGUCAGGACUGGGGUAAAAGAACGGGAGCCCGCUGGAGAUUCUUGCCGUGAGCAUCUCAGCAGAAAGCAAAACCAGAGGGCGAUGAGCGAGAACCUGGAGCUCGUGUCUCUGAAGAGACUGACUCUGACCACCAGUCAGUCUCUCCCGAAGCCUGGAAGUCACAGCCUGGCACGGACCGCUACCGCCGUAUUCAGUAGAUCCUUCGAACAGAUGAGCGGUGCCGCAGCCUCUCCUAACCCUGGGGGCACGAGCGCCGCUGGUACUGGGGCAGGCAAGGAAAAGAAUAGGUUUAGCGCCUGCAGCCUACAGGAGGAAAAAUUAAUCUAUAUUUCAGAGAGGACAGAACUCGCCGUGCCCAAUAAACGCCAACAAAGUCAGCUGAGAUCUCCUAGUAUCUGCAUAACGCUGUCCACAGACUAAAUCGCAGAAGUAGUCGGGGAGUCAAUAAAAAAUCUAGAAUUCUGGUGACAUAUAAAAUUAGAUACGUUUUGGACUUUUAUAGGUACUUCAAACACCUCUAUCAAUUACCAAAGUUUUACAGAAAUGCUAUGAGUUUAAUGUUUUAUGUCUGCAGACUAUCAGUAGCUCUGUAAAAUGGUUGAACAUGCGGUGUCGUAUUCUAACGCUUUAUUCCCGUUCGGUGGUAUCAGGUUAUUGUUUUGAGCUAGACCGUUCAGAUUUGUAGGACCCUCCCUUACUUUUCAAGACUUCUUAUGUAAAGAACAAGCCAUGACCUAAAUGACGCCUGAUGUUCAGCUGCAUCCAAAUACCCGUCACCCUCAUUUUUAAUAAAAAAUAGAAAGCACUGUUUAGUAGAAUAAUUAAUAGAUAAUUUGUGGUUGAGAUUACUGGGAGUUCCAGGGGGUCUAUCCCAAGCGUGGGGAGUUCUCAGGCUUUCAGUAUGCUUAUUGAUGUGAGCAAACUUUUUAUAUCUCAACAAGAUUGCUGGGCACACCAGCAGCUAUAACACACCUGUGUAAAAGGGAUUUUAUAUAUUAAAUCUUUGUGGUUUAAAUGUC
Messenger RNA from Spea bombifrons (plains spadefoot toad), 2474 nucleotides. It is a transcript of the gene HYCC1, whose product is annotated as hyccin PI4KA lipid kinase complex subunit 1. The record is from RefSeq and is a predicted model, not a curated record. NCBI's taxonomy places the organism in Eukaryota, Metazoa, Chordata, Amphibia, Anura, Pelobatidae. Gene Ontology annotation, biological process: protein localization to plasma membrane; phosphatidylinositol phosphate biosynthetic process. The transcript has 11 exons. Gene Ontology annotation, cellular component: plasma membrane. Bases 295 to 1875 code for a protein of 526 amino acids.